AUGGAUCCGACUUUCAGGGAUAUUUUAAACAGUUCGAAAGGAAACUCUCUGUCGCGCGGACAUGAACGAUCGCCGUUGACUCCGCGAGACAUGUUCAACUUUUUUAAGAAGAAAACUAAGGCCGAGGCCGCGUCGGAGACGCCCGAAAAAAGCCGAAAUCUACCGACAGAGGAUGCGGCUAGACGCAGCUCAGUCGACACGCGCGCUCCCCGAAACGACAAUGAUGUAACGAACGAUAAUUCGGGCACACUACGAAAAGAUGUAGUGAACUUGCUCAUACCGGAGAUUGACUAUAAUCAGAAGACGGGUGUAGGCGCAUUACUGCAAAUAAUGGCGGGCAAACGUAAGAGGUGCAGGAAGAAAGCGCGAGCGGACUCAUGCCGCGUCAGUCCCCAGAAAGAGACGUCCAAUUUGCAACGUAGCAAUUCCGACUUGAAGCGUUCACAAGAUGUGCCGCCCACGCCGGCCGAAAAUAUACGAGUCGGAGCGCGCUCCCCGUCCGAUCCAGCCGAUUUCGUCAAAGCUCUGGUCCUGCAGAAAUACGCGAGCAAGCCCGAAACAAAACAACAACACGUGUCGCUUGUGUACGUCUCGGAUGAGCCAGAUUUGGACGAAAAACGACAUGCUGAGGCAUUGUUGCGCGAGAUAGCGCGAAGCAUAGACUGCACUAUAGACGAAAUCAAUGAGAAUAAACAACCAAUGGGCAACGGUGACAGCAAACCCGACGAUCCUGUGUAUGAAACAGUCAAUGACAAAGCAAUUAACUCAUACAAAAAUGGCCUCAAGGGCGAACUGGAUAAGUUACUUCAAAAAGAGAAUGAAACGAACAAUAUUAAUGAAGAAAAGGAAGAUAAAACGGAGACGGACAGUUUAGAUUCGCCUUCUAAUAAAAAGAAAUCGAACCUGAAACUUCCCAAAUCAGACACGGAGGGGUGUUCCGACGAUGAUAGAUCAGAUAACGGUAAAAAACGAGUGACGUUCAGAAAACACGUCGUUUUCGAUGAUGGAGAACAGCAGACUGACGUUGAGAUUAAUUCUUCCUUUGAAUCACUCACUUCUGAAGAAGAAGAGAGUGAAUAUCUAGAGGAUGCGAUUCCAGACAACGACGAACUGCUGGGAGGUGUUGUUGUUUCGAGAGAGGACGACAACAAAACAGUGAUAAGUGUGAGCGAUGACAAUGAUCCUAUAAAAAUAAGAGUGGAAUGUUUCGACGAUGGACUCAAAAGGAUUUCUAGUGACAACAGUGACAGUGGUUUUAUAGAGAUCAGUGAAAAGACCGACGAGUCUAAUGAGAAGAGUAUAGACGUUGAGGGAAGUGAGGUCAGUGAGAGUGAUAGCGAGGAAGAAAUUGCCGAAGUAAUAGACGACGAGGAAGCGGAAGAAAGCAUUGAGGAGAUUGUCGAGACUGAAGCCGCCACGAGCGAUGACAUGACGACUCUGGUGACACAAGAGAGCAAGUUCCAGUCGCAAGUUGCGGCGCUAACUGAGCUAGCAGACACGCGAUGCGACGAGGCAGAGCGAGCCAGGGAGCUCAUCACUGCCUUCAGGAAGGAGAUAGAAGCGAAAGACCAAGAGAUCGAACAAUUAAAAUGCGACCUAGCUGCAGCUUACAAGGAGUCGGAGUUGGUGCGGCAACGGAGUCGCUCUUUGGAGGAAGACUUGGCGGCAGCCAGGAGUUGCUCGGCCGACCUAGCCGAUCAACUGCAGAGGCGAAAUGAUGAAUCUGUAAGGCAACUCAGAUCGGAGCUGGAGGAGGCUUUGACGCGACGGGCCGAGCUAGAGUCUAAAAUAUUGGAACUGGAGAGGGACAAAGAGAGACUGGAACAAGAGAUACUAGUCCAAGCGCAGAAAGCACAAGAGGCUCUAGCGGCAGCGGAAGCGAACACGGCAAAAUGGCGGGCCGCUCACGAAGCAGCGCGCUCGCAAGCUGCCUCGCGAGCAGAACGAAUACUCGCAGAUUGCGAGUGGAAGAUGCGAGAGCUGGAGAAACGUGCGCGAGACGCGGAAAAAGAAAAGAAGGAGUUGUCGCAAACAGUGGAACAGCUGCAGAAGUCACCGCCCACUACAGCUGAAGUAGUGGAGCUGCAGCAGCUUCGUACUCUGACGGCUGAGCUGCAGCACUCCGUGCUCUCGCUCACGGCGCAGCUGCAGCAGCUAGAGGCCAGGGAAGAGGCGCUCCAGUUGGACCAGCGCAGGCUGCAAGACUUGCUGGACAAGGAGACGCAGAAAGGGAAGGAGAGGGAGGAGCAGCAUUUGCAGGCCAUCCGGCAACUGGAGCAGCAGCACGGCGCACGUGUGGAAUGCUUGCGCGCGGAGCACAGCAGCGCCACCGCAGCUGCCCGCGCGCACGCGGAGCGCGCGGCCGCCGAGCGUACGCGCGCCGCGCUCUCGCAGCUGCGCGCCGAACACGAGCUCAGCGCACGCGCCGCGGACAGGAGACUGCGGGAGGUCACCACGCGGUUCGAGAACCUAAAACAAGAGUUAGCAAAUAAGGAGGCGCAGUACGAACACGCUAUAGCGGAAGCCCACAGUAAAGCUGACUGGGAUAUCAUGCAGUUGCGCCAUCUGCUGGACAAGGCGGACAUCAACUACGCCAACAACGUAGAACGGAUGACCGAGAAGUUUGAAAAGGAGAAAGAAAGUCUUACAGAAGAAUGGGCGCAGAAACUUCGAGCAGUGGAGGAGCAAGCGUCAAUAGCCGCCGACGAAGCGAGGAGGCUGCUGGAGACCACGCGCAGCAAGAUGCUGGCCGAGAGGCACGAGCAGAUCAGCAAGCUGAAGGAGCAGCACCGGCUCGAAAUGGAAAACCAAUGGGAGCAGUUUAUGACCGAUAAGGAGAAUUGCCUAGCGCGUAUGAAGACUGAGUGUCGACAGGAGGGUGAGGAGGAGAGGAUCAAAAGGGAGAAAGAGUUGCUAAAAGAGAUUUCAGAUUUGAAAACUCAGAUUGAGUCGAAAACAGUUGACUUUGAUAAUCUAGAAGCUAAAGCGGUAGCUUGCGGACAAACGCUUGCCGUCACCGAACAAGAACUGAGAGAGGCUCUUGCGCGGGAGAAGAAGGCUAUGGAGAAGAGAGGAGAAGACGCCGCGAAGCUCAAACAAAUGGAGAAAACUUCAAGAGAACAGAUUGAACACCUAACAAGAAAAUGCGCAUGUUUGCGGAAGCUUUUUGAUGACAUGCGUGCUCGACUUGCGGCUCGAGAACGUUCCGCGGAACAAGAGGCGCGUGCGAGAGAGAAGGAACUACACUACCUCAGGGCUGAAGUGGCCCGACUCACCAAAAUACUCGUGGAACAAAGUUCACCGAAACUGGGGACGCGCACCCGAGCUGACGGCUGUGAGAACGUCGCCAAGAACGAGGAGUCUUUUUUCUCCAGGGCCGCGCCUCUAGCGUCUGAGACGCAACAGAAUGCACCGCGACGAAAGGGAGGAACUCUUCGCACGCCUGAACUCGUCCGAAAGCGGCCGACUUUGCCCGAGCUGCAGCCGCUCCCGCCAGAAGCGCGUCGCGCAACCAGAGAAAUAGAAAAUGGCCGCCGACGCGCCAAAAGUGUCGAUUUGCCAGCUGUCCAAGUGCCGAUUAGAAUUAAACAGUUAGAACAGAAAACUAAAGAAUAA
Parnassius apollo (apollo) is the source of this 3615-nucleotide messenger RNA. The record is from the annotation of a GenBank genome assembly. NCBI's taxonomy places the organism in Eukaryota, Metazoa, Arthropoda, Insecta, Lepidoptera, Papilionidae.